AAAAAGAUGAAUCGGAACUGGGAGAAAAAGAUGAAUUGGAACCGGAUGAAAAAGAUGAAUUGGAACCGGGUGACAAAGAUGAAUUGGAAACGGGAGAACUGGAUGAAUCGGAACCGGGAGAAAAAGAUGAAUUGGAAACGGGAGAACUGGAUGAAUCGGAACCGGGAAAAAAAGAUAACUAG
Messenger RNA from Racocetra fulgida, 182 nucleotides. NCBI's taxonomy places the organism in Eukaryota, Fungi, Glomeromycota, Glomeromycetes, Diversisporales, Gigasporaceae. The record is from the annotation of a GenBank genome assembly.